Molecule: messenger RNA, 3780 nt
Organism: Dipodomys ordii (Ord's kangaroo rat)
Lineage: Eukaryota; Metazoa; Chordata; Mammalia; Rodentia; Heteromyidae
Gene: Mroh5
Product: maestro heat-like repeat family member 5
Exons: 30
Coding region: 1-3780 (1259 amino acids)
Cellular component (GO): cytoplasm
Source: RefSeq, a predicted model, not a curated record
AUGUCCUCCCAGGAGUCAUCGGGCAGGCCGAGGGUCCCAGAGGACUACGUCUGCUGGGACAGACGCUCGCAGCCCACAACCAUCCUGCUCUGCAAGUCCAAGAGCAGCCAGGCAGCUCUGGUGCCCCAGGAGCAUCAGAAGUUCAUGGAGGAGGCUUACAAUGCAGCCAUCUGCUACAAGAUGCUCCGGGACAUGAACAGCUCCGACCCUCUGCACCUGAAGUACGUCAUCAAGAAGAUCAAGAAAAUGGCUCAGGGGUGCUCCAGCCUGGUGUUGGAAACCAUCCACGACUACCUCAAAGACAAUCCAGAGAUCUCCAACCGGCACAAGUUCCGGCUACUCCAGGUCCUGGAGACUGUCAUUGGAGCCAGUGACUCCCUAGGAGAGAUCUGGGAAAAAUACUACACACAGUUGGCCCUGGAGAACAUGACCAAAUCCACGGAGCUGGAGGACAUCUACCAGGACGCAGCCAGCCACGUGCUGGUGGCCAUCUUCCGGCACUCGUGGCAGACAGUGACCCAGCAGCUGGAGACGCACCUCCUCAAUAGUGUCUUCCCGCAUCGCAGCCUGAUCUAUGUGAUGAGCAAACUAUCAUCUCAGGAGGACGAGGAUCAGAGGAAACGCUGGGAAGAACAGCUGGCACAGAUAGCCCUCAAGUCCAGGCAGUUCCUGAACUCAGACAUGUGGUUCAAGGAGAUGCAAGAGGCACUCACCAGGCCCGGGUGGGCCCCACAAGAGCAGCCUCCUGAGAAGGCCUUUCUGUUCACCUACUAUGGGCUGAUCCUGCAAGCGGAGGAGGACAGCACCAUCCUCCGAACGCACCUGUGGGCGCUCCUGCAAACAUCCCAUCAGCUGCCCAAGCAGAGGGAGGGCAUUGCCCUCACCACAGGCUUGGCCGCAGCGCGCCACUUAGACGAUGUCUGGGCCAUCCUGGACCAGUUUGGGCAGAGCACGCCGAUGAAGUGGAGCCUCCACAACUUCUCCUCAAAGAAACUGGAGGAACCACAGUGGAAGUGGGCCAGCAGCACCCUCCUCCUCGCCUAUGGCCAGGUGGCGGCCAAAGCCAGGACCCACAUCCUCCCCUGGGUGGACAACAUCCUGUCCAGAAUGGUCUUCUACUUCCGCUCUAGCACCUGGGACGACGUCCUGAAGCAGAGCUUCCUGACGGCCACCUCCACCCUGCUCGAGGCCAUCCACCGCAGCGAGGGCGCCCACAGCUACGAGCUCUCCCAGACCGGCGAGCUCCUCGAGUGUCUGAUAGCCCUGAUGGAGAAGGAGCCCCAGGACUCGCUGUGCACCCACAGCCGCCAGGAGGCCAUCAACAUCGUCACCAGCCUUUGUGAGCUGAGGCCCCCCAUGGACACGGACCGGAAGUCACGGCUGCUGCGCGCCUGCCUCCACAGUGUGUUUGCCCUUCCGCAGCCCGACACCCUGGAGACGCACACCUGCCAUUCUAGGGAGCCACACAAUGUACAGGCCCUGUACCGGCAGACCACGGAGGCCCUGGACCGCAUGCUGCAGAGUCUCGUCAAGCAGAACCCCACGUCAGACGAGCUAGACCUCCUGCUGUCGCACAUCUACGUCUGGCUGACGUCGGAGAAGGCGCACGAGCGCCAGCGGGCUAUGCAAACCUGUGUGUGCCUCCUCGAGUUCGUGAACCACAACCACUACCUGGACCCCGAGGAAGGGAACUUCACGCGGAUCGGGAAGCUGGCGGGCAUGCUGGGUAUUCUGUGCCAGGAUCCAGACGGGACCACCCAGUACCACAGUCUGGAAGGGGUGGGUCACCUCUACCCGCUCCUGACGCACCAGAAAGGAGGGCCAGAACAGGUGGAGUGUCAGAGCCCCAAGGAGCCUCCCCAGACCCACACAGAGAGAGCCGCCGUCUGGAGCACUGGAGACCAGGGGGACACCACCCUGAUCGCCCAGGAGACAGUGCCCCCAAAGGAACACAUCUUCCAGCUGGGCAGCAACCAUGCCAUCAAGGUGAUCAUCAGGCAGCUCAGCUUGGCGGAGCUGACAGACUUCCUCUGGACAGUCAUCGACAACCUGGGCUCUGCCAGAGAAUUGCACACGCAGGUGGCUGCCCAGCUGCUUCUGUCUGUCGUCCAGGAGCAUGGGACCAAGCUGGAGACUGUGGCUGAAAUGGGCCAGGCCAUCCACCAGCACCUGUGCACCAUAGGCAACCCCACAGCCAGGGAGCAGGCCCUGCAGGCCAUCACGCUGCUGGCCCACAGCCACGCCCCGGAGCUGGUGGCCGCCUUCCUGGACUUCUCCAUCCCUCUGGACAGCCAUGCCUUGCGCCUGUGGAGGGCCCUAGGGGCCGAAGAGCCGAUGAGCAGCCUGGUGCUGGGCAUGCUGCUGAACUGGCUUCGGGUGCGGCCUCUGCCCCCUCGCACAAGCGGCAGCAGCCCUCAGCCCAAGGACAAGUCCUACCUGCGCUCACUAGCUGCCAUGAACACGCUGCACGAGCUACAGUUUGCCCGAGAGUUCAAGAAGGCUGUGUGCGAGGCCUACCCCGAGCUGUUCCUGGCACUCCUCACCCAGGUCCACUACAUCCUGGAGCUGGAUCUGCCCACUGAGGCUGGGGCGGAGCAGCAGGCACACGAGGCCACGCCCAGCCCCCAGAGCUCCAUGCUCCGCCGCAGCACAUCGGUAGAGGCACUGAAGAGCCUGCUGUCCACCACGGGGCACUGGCACGACUUCGCCCACCUGGAGCUGCAGGACACCUGGGAGUACUUCACCUCCAUCCAGACCUACGCGCAGGGCGUGGGCCUCCUCGCCAGGGCCAUGGUACAGAACCAGUGUAAACAGAUCAAGGCAUUGCUGAGCCACCUGCUGCCCAGCCUGCAGAGCCAGGAGGAACGGGAGCGGAAAGCAGCCAUCUUCAUCUUCAUUGAGUUCCUCUACAGCCCCGCCCUGCUGGAGGUGCUGUCCAGGCAGCAGGCACUGGCCAUCCUGGCACAAGGCCUCGAGGACCCCAACCCCAAGGUUCGCGUGUCCAGCCUGCAGGGCCUCGGGAACAUCCUCUUCCACCCAGAAAAGAGAAGCCUGCUCCGCAGACAGAUCCCACCCUUCCUGGCCGGCUUCUUCCAGAACAGCGAGGCCAUGGUGGUGGGCGUCAUGAAGACCUUGUCAGAUGUGCUGCACUGCCUCGGAGCUCAGGGCGCCGGGGCCCUGAGCCUCAGCGUCGCUAUCAACGCCCGCUCCUUCUUCGAUGACGAGCGGGACAAGAUUCGAGCAGCAGCCAUGGCAUUGUUCGGAGAUCUGGUGGCAACGGUGGCAAACAGGGAACUGCGUGGGCUCCGGACCCAGGUGUGCCAGAGCAUGCUGCCUCUACUCCUGCACCUGAAGGACCAGUGCCCGGCCGUCGUCGCGCAGGCCAAGUUCGCCUUCUACCGCUGUGCGGUCCUGCUCUGCUGGCCCCUACAGCACACACUGUUCUGCACGCUGGCCUGGGAGCAUGGUCUCAGCGCCCGCCACUUCCUCUGGACCUGCCUGAUGACCCACAGCCAGGAGGAAUUCGGCAUCCACUUAUCCCAGGCCCUCAGCUGCCUGCACAGCCGCCACCACCACAUCAAGACCUGGGCAGCGCUCUUCAUAGGGUACACCACCUGCUACCACCCUGAGGCCGUGGCCCAGAUGACCAAUGACAUCGACGGAAAGCUACUAUUUUGCACUUUCGAAGAUCUCAGAAAAGACCCAGAACCAGGCAUCCGGGAAUUUGCCACCAGACUGCUCUCCUUCUUCCGGGAGGUGUCGACCAGAUCCGAGGACUGA